AUGAAUCAUAUUCCCAGGAUUCAUAUUCCCAGAAAUCAUAUUCCCAGACAAUAUUACUUUCCUGCCAAACAAACAGGGCCUAAGAGAUUUGUCUCUGAUCAUUCCCUCUUCUACAAACAUUCUAAUGGCGCACUUCUCCUCAUUCUCAUCUAUGUUGAUGAUAUACUCAUCACCGAACAUAGUUCUUCUGAAGUUCUGAGUCUCAUUGAUCUACUGCACAACAAGUUUGCUCUCACUUCCUUGGGUUCAGUUCACUAUUUUUUGGGUAUAGAGGUUACUAAAUCCGGCCCCAGCUAUGCUCUGUGUCAAUCUAAGUAUCUCAAAAAACUACUGGAGAAAACUAAUAUGAGCUCUUGUCAUCCUUGCUCCACUCCAAUGACACCAGCAACUCGGCUUUCCAAAAAAGGAGAUGCAAAUUACGCUAGCUGCAUCGACGAUAGGCGCAACACGUGGUUUCUAGAAGCAGCACAAAAUACGAAUACCGGUCUUUAG
Messenger RNA from Salvia miltiorrhiza (redroot sage), 492 nucleotides. RefSeq lists its product as uncharacterized. Lineage: Eukaryota; Viridiplantae; Streptophyta; Magnoliopsida; Lamiales; Lamiaceae. Bases 1 to 492 code for a protein of 163 amino acids. The record is from RefSeq and is a predicted model, not a curated record. The transcript has 2 exons.